CGAGCCAGUCAGCUCCUCCACCACAGGGACCAUCUCUCCACUUUGCUGACAUUAACCAGCCGCUUGAUGCCAUGUAAACUUGCUCUGUUAGGAACUGUUAUCGCAGAUAGCUGCGUGAAGCGAAGCAGAUCCCCAUUGAACGAGAAGCGGCGAGGACUUCAGGGCCCCCAUCUCAGAAGCUUUGCCAGGAACCCAGCGGCAUCCCCCGACAGAUUUAAAAGCAACGCUCGUCCAAGAAAAGUUUCUUCUAAAGGCUCAAAAAUAGUGUUUUAAAAACUGCUCCCCUGAGACAGCGUUGACGAUGACGAUGGAAGCAAAUUGAGAAACAAAUGCGAGAUGGAAUUAAGCAAGUCGGGCUACCGUAUAAAAAUGACUGUAAAGUUUUGAGCAACACAGCGGACUUUAUGUGAAUGCAGUGUUUUAGAUUGUAAUUAAUAUGAGGAUUAACAGAUAUGUCAUCAUUUCUUUGUGUCUGAUUCAGAUUUUCUAUCGGUGGAAUUCCUGUGUACCCAGUAUCUGACCUUUUAUGAACUCUUAAAGUAGUCGGAAAAGUCGAAAGAAAAAAAUGUCCCAGAGAAUGAAAAAGUGCAGAAAGCGAAUUUCCUAAAGAGUUCGCCUCACAAAGGUUUGUAGUUCAGGUUGCCAAAGUGCUCCUCUUAUGUUAUAAAACUGGCACUGCGAGAACGAGAAAUUGAGGCUGUUUUAAAAAGCAGACAAUUCUGUAAAAACAGAUGAAAGUUACUUACAGAGCGACAGUCAUUGGAAUGGCCUCAUUGUGUUUCGAGCACAGCAACUAAGGCGUACAUUACCGGACAAUGACCCUACUUUGAAUAGGACACUGAAGUAAAAAAAAAAAGGAAAGGAAAAUCGAAAUAUUAAUUUUGUUAAAACGGUAUGGUGGGAAGCUCUUCCAACAACGGCGGCACGAGGAUGCUCUCCCCUACUGGAGGCAGCGGCGACAGGCGAGUGGAGUUCGUGGCGCUGACGGCGGUCCAUACAGAAAGAAGCGAGCCGUCUUCUCCGGAGCGCGGUCAACACACCCGCACAGGUCUGCUUGGGACCCCUUUACCUACGCCCCCUGGAGGGAGGGCUGUGAACUCUGCAUCCAGUAAACGCUACCGUAGGCUCCAGAACUGCCUGUACAACGUACUGGAGCGACCCCGGGGCUGGGCGUUCAUCUACCAUGCAUUCAUAUUCCUUCUGGUCUUCAGCUGCCUGGUGCUUUCAGUCUUUUCUACCAUCCCAGACCACCAAAAAAUGGCCAAUGAGGGCCUCUUCAUUUUGGAGUUUGCCAUGAUAGUUGUGUUUGGGCUGGAGUAUAUCAUCAGGAUCUGGUCAGCAGGAUGCUGCUGUCGUUAUCGUGGUUGGCAAGGGCGGCUCAGGUUUGCCAGAAAGCCAUUCUGUGUCAUAGAUUUCAUUGUUUUUGUGGCAUCGGUGGCCGUGAUUGCCGCUGGGACACAGGGGAACAUCUUUGCCACCUCAGCACUGCGCAGCAUGCGUUUUCUUCAAAUCUUACGCAUGGUACGGAUGGACAGGAGGGGUGGCACAUGGAAGCUCCUCGGAUCUGUGGUAUAUGCACACAGUAAGGAGCUCAUCACAGCUUGGUACAUUGGAUUUCUGGUCCUCAUUUUUGCCUCUUUCCUGGUCUACUUGGCAGAAAAAGACGUCAACACUGAAUUUGCCACCUACGCUGACUCACUGUGGUGGGGGACAAUUACUCUCACUACUAUUGGCUAUGGAGACAAGACUCCGAGAACCUGGUUAGGUCGUGUUCUGGCUGCAGGCUUUGCUCUCCUGGGCGUUUCAUUCUUUGCUCUUCCAGCGGGAAUUCUAGGUUCUGGCUUUGCCUUGAAAGUUCAGGAGCAGCAUCGACAGAAGCAUUUUGAAAAGAGGCGGGCACCAGCUGCCAACCUCAUUCAGGCUGCUUGGCGACUCUAUUCAACUGAUGUGAACCACUCUUACCUGACUGCGACCUGGUAUUUCUAUGAUACCAUGCUACCAUCAUUCAGAGAGCUAUCUCUCUUGUUUAGCCACCUUCACCGCUCACGGGCCAGAGGUGUACGCAAUUUGGCCCUGAAGAAAUUUAAUGAAAACUCUGCUGUACAGAAUGGCGGCCUUCUGAUGGAACACAAGUCACAAGUUUCCCCUGACCUGCUAGGGGAGAGUCAGCUCUUUAAUGGUAAGCGGAGUUUCUUCUGGAUUCACGGCGGCCGCAAGCAGAGUGGGAAAAUUGGAUUUCGGGAACGGAUCAGAAUGAACAACUCCCGGAGCCAGGGAUUCCAAAAAAAACCUCAUGUUGUUCCAACUGUCCGAAACUCACCCAGCACAGAGAAUGUUCCAGAAACAACCAGCCCAACCAAAGUACAAAAGAGCUGGAGUUUCAAUGACCGCACUCGAUUCCGUGCCUCACUGAGGCUUAAGCCUCGGCCAACUGUUGAGAGUGAGUUGGAAGGAGCAUCAGAAGAUGCAAAUGAUGAGAAAACUACUCACUGUGACCUCACCAUGGAGGAAAUCAUGCCAGCGGUGAAGACAUUGAUAAGGGCAGUCAGGAUACUGAAGUUCUUGGUUGCAAAAAGGAAAUUCAAGGAGACCUUAAGACCAUAUGAUGUAAAGGAUGUAAUAGAACAGUAUUCAGCUGGACAUCUUGACAUGCUGGGACGUGUAAAGAGUCUUCAGACCAGAGUGGAUCAGAUUGUAGGUCGUGGCUCCAUCCAGACAGAGAAAAAGAUAAGAAGUGAGAAAGGAGAAAAAUCCCUCCCUGAUCUGGAUCCAGCGGAUGAAUUAAGUAUGAUGGGAAGAGUGGUAAAGGUAGAGAAGCAGGUGCAGUCUAUUGAGAACAAGUUGGAUUUGCUCCUCAACUUUUACACACACUGCCUUCGGAAGGGUUCUUCAUUCACUUUGGCAGCCAUGCAACUUCCCUUGAUAGAUCCAGAUCUGACUUCAGACUAUCACAGUCCAGUGGACCAACGAGAACUCUUUCCUUCUGUCCAGACUCUCAACAUCUCACAGUCAGAGAGUGGCACCAUGGACUAAUUCCACUAAACUCAAUACACAGUACUAUUACCAAGGCCUUUUAUUCUGCCUUUAAAGCAAAAUAUGGCAAAGAAGAACACAGAUGAUAUUCAAAGCAUCUGUCAUUAGCUAUGCUGACUUUGGCAUGGCCAAACAUCUAUAAUACUUGAACUCGCCCAGGAGCAGCAAAACCUGCUUGAGGAGCUUAUUGCUUAAACAAGCAUUUCAUGAAUGUAAGAACCAUUAUUUUUGUGAUACUGCCCCUUUAGCUUUUGUCCCUUUUUUAAAGGGAAUUAUGCAGCAGAAACUCCAAAACAGUGGCAGCACGCAGAAAUGUCUUCCUUGCUCAUUGGAGCAACACAGUGAUUCUACAGAUGCAACACCAGAACAAAACUGUUUUCAGAACCAUUAUGCUGUGACCACUGGGUGAGCGAAGAGAUGGACAUGGAAUGGGGGGCUGCAAGUUCUAAAAGCAGCUUGCAUGCUGCAACUUUUUUAUUUUUUGAUCAAAGUAGGCAAUAAUUAUACUGUUUAGUGGGAAUUGCACUUUUAGAAUAAUUUUUGGGUCGGUGUCCAGAGAUCUCAGAACAGGCUGAGAAAAAACAAAAAGACAACAAAUUUAUAUUUUCUGUUGUUUACUCUGUUCCAAUGAAACUCAACUGCUGCCAAGGUGAUUGCUGAUCUGUGAUGCCUUUCUUGUCUGCAAUUCAGGGUCUAUCUCCGUUUUUUGUACCUAACCUAUGCACAAACCUAUGUCUCUUAUCUUUAGGAGUAGAAUUAUUCAGGGUUUCAUUAACAGCGUGAAAACAUAAUUCUGUUAAUUUUUUUUUUUCAUUUAUUUUUUGUCAUAAUUUCUUCUGUCUAACAAUGAGGCUCUGGUACAUAUUUUUGGGAUGGUCUUUCUUACAGGUCUCUCCAUGCUGUUUUUGUGUUUUUCACUUCAUGUCUCCAGUUCCUUCUUCUCCAUUCUAUUAUAAGGACUAUGACUUUCAUCAAGCUAAGUUGGCUUUUCCAAACAGAUUCUCUCUUUAUCUUUUAUAAAUUCUUCCACAAAAGUGGCUAUUUCAAUGUGAUUUUGAGUAAAGUGAAUAGCUAAGUAGCAAGAACCAAAAAAAGAAAAUGUAGUUAAAAAAAGCUAGUAUGGGAAUGAUGCACAGUUGGUUAAAAUUGUGGUCUUUCGGCCCUACUGCAUAUUAGGCUCAAUCUACUGCUAAAUUUGUUAACUUUUCUGAAAUCCUGCAAAUAUUUCUGCAAAACCAUUCCAUCAGUAGCAUAACAGUCUGCUUAUUUUCCUCAGUAAAUAAUAUUAUUCUUCAUUUACAGAAUCAUUGGCUUUUGAAAGCUUUUUCAUAAUUUCUUACAUUUUUCAUGCUUAUCGCAGCACUUGUCUUUGUUAAGGGGGCACAGCAAGUGGAUUCCUUCUGUCUAGUGCAGACGGCUUGGCUUUGAUGCACAAAAUAUUCUUCUCAGAAGCACAAAGGACUCUAGUCAGAUUGUACGUUUAAUGCUCAUAUAAAUCAAAAACCUACUGUCCCUCAUUCCAGAUGCUAUAUCUUCCACUUGCUUCCAUUAUUCUUUGCCACCAACAAUUAAUUUUUAUUCUCAGUGAACUCUAUCAGAAGGAUAAUCAAAUUGUCAAAUGCGAUUGCUCCAACUAUUUUAGAUAACACGUUGUACAAUGCACUAAAGGUGCUAAUCAAGCCAAUUAUUUGAAUUGAAGGUGUUGUACAACCACUUAAGGUUUUAGUCCUUGGGGAGCACCGUGGUCCUGUCCAAACAGAUAAUAGCCUGUGCAUGUGUUAGAAUUAUUGUAUCUUUUGUUUUAGAAACAACAACCCUCUGACACACAUUUCUCGCUCCUACCACCACAGGUCUUACACGGGCUCAUUCACAGACCAGUAAACACAAUGUUCUAGUGAGUGUUUUCCUAUCAUGCGUUCCAUCUGUAAAUGGAAGUUGUCAAAAACAACUCAUGUUUUGAUUGCUAUCAAGUUGCAAAAGUCAGAAACAGACUCAUACAGUGCACAUGAAGGGCCACUUUUAACUUGGCUUUUCCCAAAAUCCUUACACACAUCCUAAUUUGUGUUCUCUGUUUGGACAUCUGAUAAGGUACCAUCGCCUAUUACACAACAUUCAAUAUACUUCAUUUUAGGCAACCAUUUUUAGAGUUCCUACAGCAACCCAGAGUUGUGCAGAUCUAAUAAUGUUUCAGUCGUUUCACAUUGCCUGUCCAUGUGUAUGUUACACUGAGAGAAGAGAAUAACAGCAUUUUCUUCUGCACAUGAUAUCUUUCUUUAUGCACUCUGAAGAGCACAUAAUCACUUUCUCUUCUCAUUCAUCAUGCUUCUCCUUUUUCUACAUUCUAAAACACACCGUUCGCCAUGCCUGCAUGCCCCACACGCAACAUUUGAAUGCUGUGCGUGCUUAAUCUGCAUGCUUUUUACAUGU
Molecule: messenger RNA, 5460 nt
Organism: Polypterus senegalus (gray bichir)
Lineage: Eukaryota; Metazoa; Chordata; Cladistia; Polypteriformes; Polypteridae
Product: potassium voltage-gated channel subfamily KQT member 4-like
Exons: 15
Coding region: 895-3033 (712 amino acids)
Biological process (GO): potassium ion transport; transmembrane transport
Cellular component (GO): membrane
Molecular function (GO): voltage-gated potassium channel activity
Source: RefSeq, a predicted model, not a curated record